Molecule: messenger RNA, 816 nt
Organism: Monascus purpureus
Lineage: Eukaryota; Fungi; Ascomycota; Eurotiomycetes; Eurotiales; Aspergillaceae
Source: the annotation of a GenBank genome assembly
AUGGCCUCCUCCCUCGCCCCAAACAUCCACAUCUCCUCCCAUCCUUGCCUCCAAGCCAAGAUCUCCCAGCUGCGCUCUCACUCAGCUAACACCCGUGAAACCAGAGGCCUGGUCAGCGAGAUAUCGGCGAUUCUAGGCGUUGAAGCGCUUGCCUCCGGACUGAAAGCAACGAGGUCUGGAACAGAUAAAACCCCCCUGGGAAUCGAAUACGAAACAAAAGACACCAACCCGAAUAACAUCGCCAUCGUCCCCAUCCUCCGCUCAGGUCUGGGCAUGGUGGACGCGAUAAACUCCCUCCUCCCCUCCCCUGUCCCAAUCUACCACCUUGGCCUCUUCCGCGAACGCACCACCCUCCAACCCGUCGAAUACUACAACAAUCUCCCCUACUCGCGUGCGUCGACAACCUCUUCCACCGAGGAACCCAUCAACACAGCUGCCGCGGAACUGGCUAUUCUCGUCGAUCCCGUCAUCGCUACCGGCGCCACCGCUGAGGCGGCUAUACAUCUUCUCCGUGAAUGGGGCGCGAAGCGAGUACUGGUCAUUUCGGUGUUGGGAACUGAGCCGGGGGUGCGUCGUGCGGCGGAGUCGUGGGGGGAAGGCGUUGAGUUGUGGGUUGGGGCUGUCGAUGCCUCGUAUGACGGGAAGGGGAUGAUUGUGCCCGGUUUGGGGGAUAUCGGGGAUAGGUUGUUCAAGGCUAUUGGGAAGUGAUCGGUCGGGUCUGCUAUGUUCUGCAUGAUAUGAAGGAUAUUGUUAUGUUGUAAUGAUGUGAUAUGUCAUGAGAGGUAUCAGGUAAACUGUUUAAUAAUGACCUUGGAU